Molecule: messenger RNA, 1611 nt
Organism: Epithele typhae
Lineage: Eukaryota; Fungi; Basidiomycota; Agaricomycetes; Polyporales; Epitheliaceae
Product: RIO1-domain-containing protein
Exons: 9
Coding region: 1-1611 (536 amino acids)
Biological process (GO): protein phosphorylation; maturation of SSU-rRNA
Cellular component (GO): preribosome, small subunit precursor; cytosol; nucleus
Molecular function (GO): ATP binding; protein serine/threonine kinase activity
Source: RefSeq, a predicted model, not a curated record
AUGAAGCUCGAUGCAACCGACCUCCGCUAUGUCACAUCGGACGAGUUCCGGGUGCUCACUGCGGUGGAAAUGGGCUCCAAAAACCACGAGAUUGUUCCCACAGUCCUCAUCGUGAAGAUUUCUGGGCUUCGCAACGGGGGCGUCAACAAGCUCCUUGGAUCUCUCGCGAAGCGGAAUCUGGUCUCCAGAGUGCAGAAUGCACGAUAUGACGGGUAUCGUUUGACCUACGGAGGGUACGAUUACCUCGCCAUGCGCGCCAUGUCCAAACGAGACUCCGUUUACUCCGUGGGGAACCAGAUCGGCGUAGGGAAGGAGUCCGACAUCUACAUCGUCGCGGACAAGGACAGCAACGAGCUCGUGCUCAAGCUCCACCGCCUCGGCCGCAUCUCGUUCCGCGCCAUCAAGGCGAAGCGUGACUACAUGGGCAAGCGCAAAUCCGCGUCGUGGAUGUACAUGUCCCGGCUCGCCGCUGAGAAGGAGUACGCGUUCAUGAAGGUGCUGCACGAGCACGACUUCCCCGUCCCGCGCCCCGUCGACCACGCGCGGCAUUGUAUCCUGAUGGAGUUCAUCGACGCCUACCCGCUUCGCCAAGUGGCCGAGCUCCCGUCGCCCGGGGCGCUCUACUCGUCGCUCAUGGACCUCAUCGUCCGCUUCGCGCGCUCGGGGCUCAUCCACGGGGACUUCAACGAGUUCAACAUCCUCAUCCGGCGCAACACCGGCGAGCCGGUCGUCAUCGACUUCCCGCAGAUGGUCAGCACCUCGCACCAGAACGCAGAGUGGUACUUCAACCGCGACGUGGAAUGCAUCCGGCGCUUCUUCCGGCGGCGUUUCCGGUACGAAAGCAGCAUCUACCCCCGAUUCCGCACCAUCAAGGCGGAGAAGGAGGGCGGUGCGGGAGGCGAGGGCGGUGCGUGGCACCUCGACCUCGUGGUCAGCGCGAGCGGCUGGAACCAGACCGAGCAGACGGUGCUUGAACAGUACAUGGACAACGUCGCGCAGGAACGCGGAGACGCCGGGUCCGACGGCGAAGACGAGGAGGAGGAGGAGGAGGAAGAAGAGGAAGAGGAAGAGGAAUCCGAAAAGAGCGGCGAAGAGUCUCAAGCGGUCGAGGAUAACGACGGUGACGGGCAGGCAAAGGCGGGGGACACGGACGGGGACGGGGAGGAAGAGGGCGUUCCCGAAACCGAGGAUGCGUCCGCAGUCGGAGGGACGGUGAGGAGGGAAGGCGAGAGCGCGACAGACGCCGUUCAUGAAACUCGCAAAGGCGAAGGCGGGUCCCACACGGCGCACGACGACAUCGACAGCCUUGCGACGGGCGAAGACAGGCCUUCGCGGACGGAUCCACGGGGCACGCAAGGUUCGUCAGGGUCAGAAGACGAGCUGGCGGACGAUACGGCCGAGCUGUCGCUGCGAGAAGGGGGUUCGCAGAGGCACGGACGGGGGUCGACGGACGUGGGAGAGAAGGUGCAGUCCGAGGUCGCGAAGCAACGCGCGCGGGAGCAGCGCAAGCAUCACUCCAAGAAGGGCGCGCGGACUGGGGGCAGGCCGCAGGGGAGCAAGCGCAAGCAGGACACGAGGAUCAAGGUCGACGGCGGUGGCUUUUGGGACUAG